Molecule: messenger RNA, 786 nt
Organism: Camelina sativa (false flax)
Lineage: Eukaryota; Viridiplantae; Streptophyta; Magnoliopsida; Brassicales; Brassicaceae
Source: RefSeq, a predicted model, not a curated record
AGGUUUCUUCGGUCUUCUCGAGUUCUUGUCUCCGCCCGCCCUUCAAUCGUAGUCGCCACCGCCGCGGAAACUGUAAGCACAACUCACUAACUACAGUUGGAACCUUAACUGCUCACUUUUACUACUCGUUCUCUCUUCUCAUAAAGUUCAGUAACGUCUCGCCGCAAGUCCAGAAGGUUGUGUCUUAAAUGGAGAAGUCGCCGGAAAGUAGUUUCUUGUUCUGUGGUUUGUGUGGGACGAUGCUUAUCUUGAAAUCAACCAAGUCUGCAGAAUGUCCACUCUGCCACACAACCCGAAAUGCUAAUGAAAUCAUUGACAAGAAAAUAGCUUACACAGUUGCUGCUGAGGAUAUCAGAAGAGAACUUGGAAUAUCUCUGUUUGGUGAGAAAACGCAGGAAGAAGCUGAGCUACCUAAGAUUAAAAAGGCGUGCGAGAAAUGCCAGCACCCGGAGCUUGUAUACACAACCAGACAGACAAGAUCAGCGGAUGAAGGACAAACAACAUACUACACUUGUCCCAAUUGUGGACAUAGAUUCACAGAAGGUUAACAUUGUUAUCAUCUCCAGCACAGAGAAGACCAGUUUUGUUUCUUACAUUGAUGUUACAAACUCAAUAUUCGAUGUCAUCAUCAUCAGAAACAUAUCUUUUUAUUAGUCUUCAAAUAAAGAACAUAAAAAUGAAAAAUCUAUAACCGCCAGGCUAUUUUGUGCCAAGAGAGCCUUUAUAAAAGUCAUGGCUUAACAAAUCACACAAAGUAGAGAAGAGUUCUAUCAAUUUAAAAAAAAA